Messenger RNA from Serinus canaria (Common canary), 626 nucleotides. RefSeq names its product INO80 complex subunit E-like. The annotation marks the transcript as partial. Lineage: Eukaryota; Metazoa; Chordata; Aves; Passeriformes; Fringillidae. The transcript is spliced from 5 exons. Gene Ontology annotation, biological process: chromatin remodeling. The record is from RefSeq and is a predicted model, not a curated record. Gene Ontology annotation, cellular component: nucleus; Ino80 complex.
UGCCUCAGUUUCCUCCUGGACCGGCUCCUCCAGUACGAAAACGUCGACGAUGAUUCCUCAGACUCGGAGGCGACGGCGUCGUCCGACAACAGCGACGGCGACGGCGACAAGGGGGCGGAGCCAACGCCCGCCAAGAGGCGCCGCUCACCCUCCCCUCCCCCACCAACCUUUGGCCCCUCCCCUUACAUGAUGGCGUCGCCGCCCUACAGCUCCUUCCCGGCGCAGUUCCCGCCCCUCCCCCCGCAGGGCGGGGCCAGGCCACGCCCCUCCCCCGCCCGGCGCAGCAAAGGGACACGGAGGGGGCAGCCUCCUCCCGCCCCUCCCCCUCUGCCCUUUGGAGGGGGCGGGGCAGGGGCGGGGCUGUCCGGUGGGCGUGGCCCCGGCUCGCCCCUCCCCACACCUGCACUGGCCCCGCCCCCUGCCCCUCCCCCCAUCCCCCCCACGCUCCCGCGGCGCCUCCUGAGCGACCCCGGGGAGGGGGAGGGGGAGGGCAGCGAUGACCCCCUGGACGGAGACGACGAGCUGGUCAUCGACCUGCCCGAGUGACCACUGAGUGACCACGGAGUGACCACUGAGUGACCACUGAGUGACCGCCGAGUGACCACUGAGUGACCACUGAGUGACCA